Molecule: messenger RNA, 2545 nt
Organism: Anolis carolinensis (green anole)
Lineage: Eukaryota; Metazoa; Chordata; Lepidosauria; Squamata; Anolidae
Gene: wnt10a
Product: Wnt family member 10A
Exons: 4
Coding region: 665-1837 (390 amino acids)
Biological process (GO): cell fate commitment; multicellular organism development; neuron differentiation
Cellular component (GO): extracellular region
Molecular function (GO): cytokine activity; frizzled binding
Source: RefSeq, a predicted model, not a curated record
UGGACGGCGCUCGCCUUCCUCCUCUCCAGAGAGGAACCAGGAGGAGGAGGAAGGAGCACAAGAAGCCCUUCGGGACCCCCUCUGAGCCCGGCCUGACCUCCUCUUGCCAGCCCCGCACUUCCCUUACCCACCCCACUCAGAACCAAGGCGCUAGCGUGGAGCAGUCAAAAGUUGUAGCGAGAAGAGGGUGUGUACCUAGAUAGGGAGCGGCGGAGGUGGUGGGGGGGGGGAGGGGGGAGCGCUCAUUGCCAGCCUCCUUCUUCCUCUCCUCGCCUUGCCUCGCUCUCAGAUGGGGGGCAGAGGAGGAGCAGGACCUGUCCGCACGCCGCGCCGAAGAGAAGACAACCCCGCGCUGGUGCCGCCUUCGCCAACCUGCCCCGCGCCUCCACGCCUGACCCACUGAAGGAAGGAUAUAUUGGGGUGGAAAGCAGAGCAGAAAGCAGGCCCGGGGUGUAGAGUUCGGACUCGCAGGUUGUUGCAAAGAGUUCUAUCCCUCGCCAUGGCUAAGAAACCAGGCAAAGGCAUGAGGUCCUCCAAGAGCAGGAGAACGGGGCAAGAGUAGGCAGCCCAGGAGAGACAGCCCACUCACUCCAUCCUCGCCCAGUUUGCCCUCGCAUCCAACCAGCUGCUGGGAGAGAGGAAACUUCGAGCAGAGCAUCCAAAGAUGGGACAUCAUCCGCUGCUUCUCUGGCUCGGUCCCCUGCUUCUUCUCAGCCUUUGGGGCCAAAGCUCCCUCUCCAAUGAGAUCCUGGGCCUGAAGCUGCCACUGGAGCCUGUGCUCAAUGCCAACACAGUCUGCCUGACUUUGCCAGGUCUGACUCGGCGACAGUUGGAGGUCUGCGUGCGGAGUCCGGAUGUGACCGCUUCUGCCAUUCAGGGCAUCCAGAUUGCCAUCCACGAGUGUCAGCACCAGUUCCGUGACCAGCGCUGGAAUUGCUCCAGCCUGGAGACUAAGAACAAGAUCCCCUACGAAAGCAUCAUCUUCAGCAGAGGUUUCAGGGAAAGUGCUUUUGCCUAUGCCAUUGCAGCUGCAGGUGUUGUGCAUGCAGUUUCCAAUGCCUGCUCCCUGGGCAAGCUGCAAUCCUGUGGCUGUGACCAGAAGCGUCGAGGGGAUGAGGAGGCUUUCCGGGUCAAGCUGCACCGUCUGCAGCUGGAGGCCAUGAACCGAGGCAAAGGGAUGAUGCAUGGCGUACAUUUGGAACACAUGCCAGCAGAGGCCCCUGGCCUACAAGACUCCUGGGAGUGGGGGGGCUGCAGCCCUGAUGUGGACUAUGGGGAGAAGUUUUCCAAGGACUUUCUAGAUUCCCGGGAGAUCCAUCGAGAUAUCCACUCACGUAUGAGACUGCACAACAACCGCGUUGGACGGCAGGUGGUGAUGGAGAACAUGCGGAGGAAAUGCAAGUGCCAUGGCACCUCUGGCAGCUGCCAGCUGAAGACAUGUUGGCAGGUGACCCCCGAGUUCCGAAUGGUUGGAUCGCUGCUCAAGGAUCGCUUCUAUGGGGCCAUGAUGAUGCGCCCCCACAACAGGAACACUGGACAGAUGGAGAUGAGCCAUGGCCGCCACCGGCGUCGAGCUGGUGUCGGCGACUUGAUCUACUUUGAGAAAUCACCAGAUUUCUGCGAGAGGGAGCCAGCCCUGGACUCCAUGGGGACGCAGGGACGCCUCUGCAACAAGACCAGCCCAGGCAUGGACAACUGUGAGAGCCUGUGCUGUGGGCGGGGACACAAUAUCCUGCGACAGACACGCAGUGAGCGCUGCAAUUGCAAAUUCCACUGGUGCUGUUUUGUGGCUUGUGAGGAGUGCCGACUGACAGAGUGGGUCAGUGUGUGCAAGUGAUAGUCCACUGCUCUUUCCCUCACUGGACAUAUCAAUUACACAACCAUUUUGAUCAUGGGGCACUACAGGACGGAACCCUGUGCCAGCAGGAGGCAUGGUUUGGGCAGCCUGGGGCACGUUAGUGUUUCACAUCUCCUUCGCACUUCCACUCCUCCUGCCUGACUUGUGUGUGAGCUCUCCGAAGGGCCUGGUCACAGAGACUAGAGGUGGGCCUAGCAUCUCAGAAGCACAAGAAGCCACACACCAAUGGGCUGGCUGGAAGCUGACACUUCCUCUGGUCACUCCUGACCAUUAACAUCUCUAUCUGGGGUUCAAAGACCCAUGAACCACUUCUGGGAGUUCCUCUUGCAGAAACUCACUCAGCAGCCCCUUAGUAUUUCCUUUAAAUCCCACUGUGGGAUUCUUCAGGUGCCAGACAACAGAACAAAUUACCUAUUUGUAUUUUUUUAACCUGGCCAGAAGCUGUCCUGCUGCAAAUUAGAGGAACCCCAGACCAUUCUAGGCUAUCAUGAGUAAAUUCGUUGCUCAGGAUUUUUUUUAAAAAAAAUUACAGAGUUUGGCAAAAGAAAUGUUUCUUAAAAAUUGAAGGGCGGGAGUGGCGAAGUCAGUCUUUAGAGUCCUGUACUGGUGCCACGUUAGGCACUUAGGGCAGUUACUGUGGUUGGUAAGUUAUUUUAUUAUUGUGAAAAUAAAAGUGAAACUGGGGUA